AUGUCCAACGAGCAGCUUAUCACACUCACUUAUCGAGACCGUGUCGCAAUCGUCACGCUCAAUCGACCUGAUAAGCUGAAUGCUCUGAAUCAGGAGCUCUACUACCUCCUCGGCGAGCGCCUUCGGGAAAUUGACCAGCGCGAGGAUAUCUACAUCACCGUACUGACCGGCACAGGUCGAUUCUUCUCUGCCGGCGCAGACGUAACAAGCACCCGCCCCAAUAGCGAGCUCGGCUCCAGCGUCCGCCGUGAACUGGUCAAGGGCUUCGUCGCUAACAACGUCGACGUAACCCGCACCUUCUACAACCACAGCAAGAUCCUCGUCGUGGCCCUAAACGGGCCCGCCGUCGGCCUCUCUGCCGCCCUCAUCGCUCACGCCGACUUCAUUUACGCUGCCCCGCACGCCUUUGUGCUAACUCCCUUCUCAUCCCUCGGCCUCGUCGCCGAAGGCGGCGCCAGCCGCGCAUUCGUCGAGCGUCUCGGCAUCGCCAAGGCCAACGAGGCACUCAUCAUGAGCAAGCGUAUCCCCUGCGAGGAACUGGUCGCGGCCGGGUUCGUGAAUAAGGUCAUCGAGGCUGAUUCGAAGAAUAAGGAGGAUUCGACGGGUUUCUUGAAGAAUGUGCUGGCCGAGGUUGAUGAUCGAUUGGGUACGCAUCUGAAUCAGUCGAGUUUGUUGAAGAUUAAGGAGUUGGUGCGGCGGCCGGAGAGGGAGAUUCUGGAUCGUCAGAAUGGGAUUGAGGCGUUUAUGGGUCUUGAGCGGUUCAUGAUGGGUGUGCCGCAGGAGGAGUUCCGGAAGUUGGCGUCUGGUGAGAAGAAGCAUAAGCUGUAG
This is a messenger RNA of Penicillium daleae, 828 nucleotides long. Its product is annotated as dodecenoyl-CoA isomerase. Gene Ontology annotation, biological process: fatty acid beta-oxidation. The transcript is spliced from 2 exons. Lineage: Eukaryota; Fungi; Ascomycota; Eurotiomycetes; Eurotiales; Aspergillaceae. The record is from RefSeq and is a predicted model, not a curated record. Gene Ontology annotation, cellular component: peroxisomal matrix. Bases 1 to 828 code for a protein of 275 amino acids.